Messenger RNA from Meloidogyne enterolobii, 864 nucleotides. The record is from the annotation of a GenBank genome assembly. NCBI's taxonomy places the organism in Eukaryota, Metazoa, Nematoda, Chromadorea, Rhabditida, Meloidogynidae.
AUGCUUCAAAAAUCAAGAGAAACAAAAGAUCCAUUAAAUGCUUUAUUACUUCGGCACGGCUUUGAAUCAAUUUUGGAUUGGUCUUUGUGUUAUAUAGAUUUUAAUAUUAGUUUAUCUGAAAGUCAUUCUUAUGUUCAAAAGAAACAAAAAGAAAAUGAAAUGUUUGGGGAAUUUGUACGUUGGGCUGAACAACAUACUUUAUUAAAUAGACAAAAACUUGUUGAUGCACUUAGUGGGCCAAUGCAAAGAAUUACUAGAUAUUCACUUUUAUUAAAAGCUGUACAGAGAAGUGCUGCUGAUACUGAAGAAAAAUUAGUUAUACAAUCAAUGAUUGAUUGUGUUGAAGCAGCAACUCUUCGAUUAAAUUAUGAAAUGAAUAAUAAUGAUCUAAGAAUACAAUUAGCAGAAUUAAUGAAAACAAUUGAAAGUUAUGAUGUUAUAGACAAUGAUGAAUUUGAGAGAUUAUUUCCCCUUCCUCCUUUAACAAAUUUUAAUAAUUUCCAACAAAAUAACAAUUAUCAACAACAACAACAAUUAUUAUUUGCUGCAAUUAAUAGGCCUCCCCCACAUUUUAAUUUACUUUUACCUAUGCCCUUUCUCGGUUUACAACAACCAAAAUUUAGAAGAAUGUAUACACGGGGAGAUUUAAAAAUGCGUGAAGGAAAACAAAAUCCUAAACAAGAAAUUCAUUGUAUUUUAUUCACCGAUAUGCUUUUAAUAUGUAAAUCUGUGUCAAGACGUAAUGACCGAUUAAGAAUUAUAAAACAACCAAUGCAUAUUUCUAAUCUUAGAUUUCACCAUUUUAGUGAAGGAAGUUUGUGCUUAAUUUGUUUAAAUUUAUUUAAAUAUGUAAUUAAUUUCUAG